Carya illinoinensis is the source of this 997-nucleotide messenger RNA. RefSeq names its product disease resistance protein RPP2B-like. Bases 37 to 420 code for a protein of 127 amino acids. The transcript is spliced from 2 exons. Gene Ontology annotation, biological process: defense response. The record is from RefSeq and is a predicted model, not a curated record. Lineage: Eukaryota; Viridiplantae; Streptophyta; Magnoliopsida; Fagales; Juglandaceae.
AUAAGUUAUGAUAGUUUGGAAGUUGGUGAGAAAGACAUGUUCCUUGAUAUUGCAUUUUUCUUCAAAGGAGAACCUUUGGCUAAGGUCAUGGAAAUAUUUGAUAGUUGCGGUUUUUUUCCGGUUCAUGGUAUCCAGAGGCUUAUAGACAAGUGUCUUAUUUAUACUUUUAAUUAUGAAUAUUUUUGGCUGCAUGACUUGCUACAAGAUAUGAGUCGAGAAAUUGUUCGAGAAAAAUCAGCCAAAGAUCUUAGCAAACGCAGCAGAGUGUGGUUUCACAAGGAUGUUCGUCAAGUGUUUGAAGAAGAUAUGGGGCCAAAUGAAAUUGAAGGCAUAGUAUUAGAUUUACCUGAAGGUGAUGAGGAGAUAAGCUUGCAUCCGGAUGCAUUUCAACAUAUGAAAAGAAUUAAAGAGUCUUUAUAAAUCGUAAUGCACGUUUUUCUUGUGGACCCAAUUACCUCUCCGACAAGUUAAGAGUCCUUGAUUGGUAUAAAUAUCCUGUAGAGUCUUUGCCACAUGAUUUCCAGGGAAAGAAACUCAUUGUCUUUAACAUGCGUGAUAGCUUGGUCAAGGAGUUAGGGGAUGGAUUCAAGCCCAAGGUACAUACACAAUUAUAAUAAUCAAUGAUUUUUUUUAUUUAAAUUAUGUAAUAAAUUUCAUUAAACUUUUUUUUUUUCUUUUCUUAUACAGAAUUUGACGAUAAUGACUUUCUAUGGUUGUAAAUUGUUAAAAAAGAUUCUUGAUCUUUCAAGCAUCUCAAAUUUGAAAGAAUUGAUUGUCCAAUAUUGUAAAAGAUUAGUUGAGGUGCAUGAUUCGGUUGGAUCUUUGAAAAAUCUUUCCAGGUUGGAUUUUGAUGGAUGCUCUAAACUCCAAAUUCUUCCAAGAAGCCUUAAGUUGAGAUCUUUAUGUGAGCUUAAUCUUGGGACUUGCUCAAGCCUCCGUGAUUUUCCUAAAAUCGAGUGUAAAAUGAAAUGUUUAAGGAAAUUGAGUUUAUAUAGCA